Photinus pyralis (common eastern firefly) is the source of this 1338-nucleotide messenger RNA. RefSeq names its product facilitated trehalose transporter Tret1-like. Lineage: Eukaryota; Metazoa; Arthropoda; Insecta; Coleoptera; Lampyridae. The transcript has a single exon. Gene Ontology annotation, biological process: transmembrane transport. The record is from RefSeq and is a predicted model, not a curated record. Gene Ontology annotation, molecular function: transmembrane transporter activity. Gene Ontology annotation, cellular component: membrane. The coding region runs from base 1 to 1338 and encodes 445 amino acids.
AUGCACUACGCCUGGACCGCUCCAAUUAUUCCACUCCUUCAACAUUCCAACUCUACACUUCAAGUUACCCACACGGACGUACUAUGGCUAGAAAACGUUUACAUGAUUGGAGGGUUUGCGGGAAUUCCCUUCACCGUGUUGACUAUAGACCGUUUUGGACGUAAAACCUCAAUCAUAGUAGGAGCUGUUCAAAGUGUGGUCUCGUGGAUACUAAUCGGUGUUGGGCCGUCGAUUGAGUACGUGUACGUGGCGCGUUUUCUGAGCGGAUUAGCAGGAGAUGUCGGAUUCGUAGCGGCACCGAUGUACGUAGCGGAGAUUGCCGAUAAAAAGAUACGAGGAUUUUUGGGAUCGUGGAUCUAUCUAAUGAUGUUAGUUGGAAUUGUAAUAAUCUACUCCGUUGGUCCUUUUGUCACACUUGCGGUCUCUUCGGCAGUUGGUUGUGCGUUUUUGGUUGUAGAACUGCUUACCUUCCCAUUUAUGCCCGAAUCACCGUACUAUCACGUUAUGAAGAAAAAUCCGGCGGCAGCUCGGAAAUCGUUACAAAGGCUGAGAUCGACGGACGACGUGCAGGAAGAAAUGGAGGAAAUAACCGCUACGGUUAAAAUGCAGCUGUCCCAGGGACGCGGUUGCGGCGAUUUGGUGAUGAAGAAGAACAGCCGAAAGGCUCUACUGAUUAUGACGGUGCUCAAUUUAGCGCAGCAUUUUAGUGGAUACAGCGUUAUACUCAUGAACAUUCAUUCCAUAUUAGAAGAUGCCAGUGGUUCGCUAAGUGUUAACAACAUCGCUAUUUGGUACUCAGUUCUCAUGUUAGUUUCAGCAUUGUUAUCUUCGUUUAUAGUUGACAAAGCUGGAAGAAAAAUUCUUCUCGGCGCUUCGAGCAUUACAACUGGUGUAUCAGUGCUGGUUUUUGCAAUCUACAUGACCUUGAAGGAGUCUAACGUCGAUCUCACAUCGUAUAGUUGGGUACCUACUUUCUUCGUGAUGUCUUUUGCGAUUUGUUUUAAAUUUGGAUUGGGUAUUGUACCCAUUGUGACAACGGGAGAACUUUUCCCCACAGAUUUAAAAGCUCUUGGAAUGACAACUGCAGACGGUAUAUACAUCGUUUCGUCAAUCUUGUCCAUAUACGUAUAUCAAGUUCUGAAAGAAAACUUUGGGCAUCACGUACCAUUCUUUCUUUUUAGCGCGUGCUGUGUUUGCACAACAAUCUUCACUGUAUUUUUUAUACCGGAAACCAAGGGAAAGACAUUAAAAGAAAUUCAAAUAAUGUUAAACGGCCUUCCCUCUCUAAAGGACAGCAGCGAGGCCGAAGAAAAACUGAAUGCUCCAGAGAAAGCUUGA